GCACCCGCACGGCUCCUCAGACGCCGGCAUCAAGGCAAGUAUGUGGCUACCUGCGCUAAGGAAUCAAAUUUACAGAGAUGGGAGAACUCCUCCGGCUUUGAAACUACUCUAAGGAGAGGGUCAUCCUGUCACUCCUGCAAACACUAAUCAAUCAUGGGAUUUGAAGAUAAUACUACUAAAUAAAUGAAUUGCUUAAUCUCCUAUGACCACCUAUACAUGCUUCAUCUUCACAAAGCUUAUCAAUUUUGUGCCAUCAAGGACAGACUGACCUUCAUUUCCACAAAAUGCCUCUUACUACUGGACAAGUUGGUUGCAAAAUUACCACUUAUUAUCAACAGAAAAGUCUUCAGUGUUCAUCAGUUGCACACGCAAGUGUGUGUUUUAUCUACUGACCAGGUCAUACUGAAUUCCAAAACAAUCAUUGUGGAAUAGUAAGGAACUUGAUACUUUUAUGAGCUAAGAUGAAGGACAUGCAACUCAAAAUUAAUUUUCUACUUGGCCUAGUUGUUACUUCACUACUACAAGUUGUAGGAAGAAAAGCAGACUGCCCGGAGUCAUGUAUAUGUGAGAUCAGACCUUGGUUCACCCCCAGGUCGGUCUAUAUGGAGGCGCCAACAGUGGACUGUAAUGAUUUAGGUCUUUCUAAUUUUCCAGCCAGACUGCCUGCUGACACACAGGUUCUACUUCUACAGACUAAUAAUAUUGCAAAAAUUGAACAAUCAGUGGACUUCCCAGUGAAUUUAACUGGUCUGGAUUUAUCUCAAAAUAAUUUAUCUUCAGUGACCAGUAUAAAUCUUAGAAAAAUACCACAGCUGCUUUCAGUGUACCUUGAGGAAAACAAACUUACUGAACUCCCUGAAGAAUGUCUCUCUGGACUCCACAAUUUACAAGAGCUCUACAUUAAUCACAACCUGCUUUCUGAGAUUGCACCGGGAGCUUUCAGAGGCCUCAAUAACCUUCUCAGACUUCAUCUCAAUUCAAAUAGUCUGCAAAUGAUCAACAGUAAGUGGUUUGAAGCUAUUCCUAAUCUCGAGAUUCUCAUGAUUGGAGAAAAUCCAAUAAUCAGAAUCGAAGAUCUUAACUUUAAGCCGCUCAUCAAUCUGCGCAGCUUAGUUUUAGCAGGCAUAAAUCUCACUGAAAUACCUGAUAAUGCUUUGGUUGGCCUUGACAAUUUAGAAAGCAUAUCAUUUUAUGACAACAGAUUUGUUAGAGUGCCCCACAUUGCUCUUCAAAAGGUUGCAAAUCUUAAAUUUCUGGAUUUAAAUAAAAAUCCCAUUAACAGAAUACGAAGAGGAGAUUUUAGCAAUAUGUUGCACCUAAAAGAGUUAGGAAUUAAUAACAUGCCUGAACUGAUUUCCAUAGAUAGCCUUGCUGUUGAUAAUUUGCCAGAUUUAAGAAAAAUAGAAGCAACCAACAACCCCCGGUUAUCAUAUAUCCAUCCCAAUGCAUUCUGCAAGCUUCCCAGGCUGGAAUCUCUCAUGCUCAACAGCAAUGCCCUGAGUGCCCUGUACCGCAGUACAAUUGAGUCCUUGCCUAACCUGAAGGAAAUCAGUAUACACAGCAAUCCCAUUCGGUGUGAUUGUGUCAUCCGCUGGAUUAACAUGAAUAAAACAAAUAUUCGCUUCAUGGAACCAGAGUCACUGUUUUGUGUGGACCCUCCCGAAUUCCAAGGCCAGAACGUGAGACAGAUUCACUUCAGGGAAAUGAUGGAAAUCUGUCUCCCCCUGAUCGCUCCUGAAAGUUUUCCAUCUACUCUUGACGUAAAAUCCGGCAGCCAUGUUUCCUUACACUGCAGAGCAACAGCAGAACCAGAACCUGAAAUCUACUGGAUAACGCCAUCUGGACACAAACUUUUGCCUAAUGCCAUUUCCAAUAAGUACUACAUCCAUUCUGAAGGAACGCUAGACAUAAGUGACAUAACACAAAAAGAAAGUGGCUUGUAUACAUGUAUAGCGACAAAUUUAGUGGGGGCAGACUUAAAAUCAAUCAUGAUUAAAGUGGAUGGCUCUUUCCCUCAGGACAACAAUGAAUCCUUGCAUAUUAAAAUAAAAGACAUAAAGUCUAACUCUGUUUUAGUUUCAUGGAAAGCAAGUUCUAAAAUUCUGAAGUCCAGCAUUAGAUGGACAGCCUUCCUGAAAGAGGAAAACUCUCACGCUGCACAGAGUGCUCGAAUUCCAUCUGAUAUAAAGGUCUAUAACCUUACCCAUCUAAAUCCAUCAACUGAAUACAAAAUUUGUAUAGAUAUUCCCACUAUCUAUCCACACAACAAGAAGCAAUGUGUCAAUGUAACCACAAAAGGACUGGACUCUGCCGUGAAAGACUAUGAAAAGAGCAACAUACUAGGAUUCCUCGCCUGCCUUGGUGCUCUUCUGGGAAUCACCUCUGUGGUCUAUCUCUACAGCUGCAUCUCACAAGAGAUGAACUACGAUGUAGGACACAGCUAUUUAAGGAAUUAUCUGAAGAAACAAUCCUUUUCACUCAACGAGCUUUAUCCUCCUCUAGUCCAUCUCUGGGACAUGGGCAAAGAAAAAAGCACAGCCAUGGAAGUAAAGGCAACUGUAAUAGGUGUUCCAACCAAUAUGUCAUAAAUGUGUCACUGUAUUAACUUAAUUGCUGAAAAAAAGAAGCACAUGACUGCAUUUGUGCUGAAUAAAAAGGUCACAAGAAAAAAAAGCAAAAAAAAAAAAAAGCAAAAAAAAAAAAAGCGCAUUUCUUUUAGAAAUUAUAUGCCUGGACUUCGCUGCUGCUGAGAAAUGGGAAUAUGUACUGAAUCAGCAUUAAAGGAAGAAUCUGAACUAACUCACUUCUAAGGGUGUUCUACCAACCAAAUACGAUUAAUUCAACAUUCUGGAACUUCCAUGAGACUUAAGUCUGGAAUACAGUGCAAAUAGCCAAGAACAUUUUCUGUAUUUUUCUUUUUUUUUUUUAUUAUAUAAGAGUAGUGGAACUGAGCAAUACCUCCUCCUGUGCUGUAAUACACACACUAGCCACGAGUUUUUGCAGUGAACAGAUAAACUAGAAUUGACACAUGGUGUAAUGAAAUGGACAAGUUCUGUAGAGUAGACACAGUGA
Nothoprocta perdicaria is the source of this 3072-nucleotide messenger RNA. RefSeq names its product leucine rich repeat neuronal 3 (gene LRRN3). The transcript is spliced from 2 exons. Lineage: Eukaryota; Metazoa; Chordata; Aves; Tinamiformes; Tinamidae. Gene Ontology annotation, molecular function: protein binding. The record is from RefSeq and is a predicted model, not a curated record. The coding region runs from base 462 to 2588 and encodes 708 amino acids.